GGGCGGAACGUCGAAUAGCCACGCCCAACGUUGCCCUUUCAGCACGACGCCAAUUGCAUUCUCCCCCAUGCAAACCGUCUAGCCAGGCACGUGAUGCCUCCUCGGAUUCCCUGCAGAGCGCACCGGGCCGCCUGCCCCACACCCGCCGUGCGCUAUGGAAUACGGCUGCAGCGGAGACUCGCAUCAACCUCUGCCAGCGCGCCCGACAUAUACGAUGUAGUAUGUGUUGGUGGUGGACCAGCCGGGCUCAGCCUGCUGGCUGGUCUGAAGGCCUCGCCCAUCACAAACGGGCUCAAAGUUGCGCUCAUCGAGGGGCAAGAUUUACAGAAGAACCGCUUGCCCAAAGAUGCGAGUCUGGACAGCUUCUCCAACAGGUGCAGCUCCCUGACACCGGCGUCUAUGAGGAACCUUCAAGAAAUUGGCGCAUGGCGACACGCGAAUGCCGCGCGCAUCCAGCCUUACCAGGAGAUGCAGGUCUGGGACGGCGUCUCUGAUGCCCGCAUAUCCUUCGACUGGGACACGGCGCGGUCCCUCGGCCCUCGCACACCGACCCAGCCCACGACCAUUGCAUACAUGAUUGAGAACGUCAAUACAGUUUCUGCUCUUUUGGGACGAUUGGAAGAGCUGGGCGGCGUGGACAUCUUCGCCUCUACGAAAGUAGACGCAAUCGAGCUUGGGACAGACACAGAGCAGCUCGACCUGUCGUCAUGGCCUGUCCUCUCGCUCUCCAACGGGAAAUCACUGGCAGCCAGACUGCUCGUGGGCGCAGACGGUGCGAACAGCCCGGUGCGUACCUUCGCCGGCAUCCCCUCGCGCGGCUUCGACUACAGCAGACACGGCGUCGUCGCAACGCUCAACCUCUCCUCCCCGGGCUGGGGCGGCCCAGACCACAAGAUCGCGUACCAGCGCUUCCUCCCCAGUGGCCCCAUCGCCAUGCUCCCUAUGCCCGGCAACUUCGCCACCCUCGUCUGGAGCACCACCCCCGAGCGCGCCGCGAAGCUCAAGUCCCUCUCCCCCGCCGACUUCACCGCCAUGGUGAACGCCGGCUUCCGCCUCUCCCCCACCGACCUAGAGUACCUGCAUACCCUGCCCUCAGGCCAAGCCGAGGAAAUUGCCUGGCGCGAGAAGCACACCCCCACCAACGAGCGCGGCCUUCCCGUCCGCGUCACUGACGUCCAGGGAGGCAGCGUCGCCUCCUUUCCGCUCCGCAUGCGCCACGCCGACACGUAUACGGGCGAGCGCGUCGCUCUCGUCGGCGACGCCGCGCACACGAUACACCCGCUCGCCGGCCAGGGGCUCAACCAGGGCCAGGGUGACGCGGCCGCGCUGGUGCGGACUAUCUCGCAUGCGGUGCAGUCGGGGCAGGACAUCGGCAGCACGCUUGCGCUGGAGAGUUACAACGAAGCAAGGUAUGCGGAGAACAACGCCAUGCUGGGCGUGUGCGAUAAGCUGCAUCGGCUGUACAGCGUCGAGUCGGGGCCGGUUGUGGGACUGCGGAGCUUGGGGUUGCGGGCUGUGAAUGCGAUGGGCCCGUUGAAGGGGUUCUUCAUGAGUAGGGCGGCGGGCGGGGUGUAGAUCUAUAUCCUGUAACUAUAACUGUACACGUAGACUGGUUGUAGACUGGCAAUGUACGUGCAAAUUCAUCUGC
This is a messenger RNA of Paraphaeosphaeria sporulosa, 1648 nucleotides long. Its product is annotated as ubiquinone biosynthesis hydrox. Gene Ontology annotation, molecular function: oxidoreductase activity, acting on paired donors, with incorporation or reduction of molecular oxygen, NAD(P)H as one donor, and incorporation of one atom of oxygen; FAD binding; 2-octaprenyl-6-methoxyphenol hydroxylase activity. Gene Ontology annotation, biological process: ubiquinone biosynthetic process. Gene Ontology annotation, cellular component: mitochondrion. The transcript is spliced from 2 exons. Lineage: Eukaryota; Fungi; Ascomycota; Dothideomycetes; Pleosporales; Didymosphaeriaceae. The record is from RefSeq and is a predicted model, not a curated record. Bases 94 to 1575 code for a protein of 493 amino acids.